GCUCAGCGUGUGUGCCUCGUGUGUCUCGCAAAUUGUGGCAGCAACAACGAAGCAUCCACAACCACAGCAUAGCAUCAUCCAGUUGCAUCGAACCCUCUCGACUCAAUCAGUCAAUCAUUGAAUCAGUGUGGAAAGCCAGUAGGCGGGUGCGUCUGCGUCGCGUGUGUCUGCUAAACUUGCCACUUGCUACGUGCCACUUGCCACUUGCCACUACGGCUUUGGCUCUGACUUUGACUUUGUUCAGUAUUUUCGAGCGGGUUUUUCGAGCCGCUUCGAGUCGCGUCGCGCUGCACCGCGUCGCGCAUUUGUUUUGAAUUUGUUUUUGGAAUUGGAUUUGGAUUUGGAUUGUUAUCCCCCCCAACCCCCGUACCCCCCGUACGUGUGACGUGCUCGGUGUUUUCUUUGUUUGUUGUUUUUUGUUGUGGAGUGAAGAGUGCUGCAACCUGCAACAUUUGGCGUCGUCUCCGCAGCUUGGACCUGCUCUGACUGACCGAAAACUUUGCACUGGCAACUGGUAGGCGACUGCAACAAAAGGAAAGAAAAAAGCAAAGGAAACGGAACGAAACCAAAGACAAGUAAACACGCGGCAGUAGCAGCAGCAGCAGCAGCAGCAGCAGCAGCAGCAGCAGCAGCAGCUAGACAGGAAGAGAGAGAGAGAGAGAGAGAGAUUGAAGGUGGAAGCGAGCGGCGGCAACAUGCUGUCGUCGGCAAUAAAUAAAACAGCACGCAAUGCUGCCAAUACGUUCCAAGUGCUGGCCAUCCUUCUCUAUUGCUGUUCUCUGGUGCAGGGACAGGGGCAGGGACAGGGACAGGCACAGCAGCAGCACUUGAAGUAUCAGCAGUUGCAAUAUCAGAUGCAGCAGCAAUAUGAAUACCAGCAGCAGCAGCACUACCAGCAGCAGUUCCAGCAGAAGCAGCAGCAGCAGCAACAGCAGCAGCCACUGACACCCACUGUGGCAUUUGGUCAUAAGCAACACGAGGAGACAAUCGAUUUGCUGUCCACGCAGCCCACACAGCUGCUGCAGACGGGCGUCUCCCUGAUUGUGGACGAUGGCAAGGGCACAGCUGGGAACGAUGGGAAUGGGAACGCUAAUGGAAAUGGGAAUCGUCGUCGCAUUGCCCAGGCGGGCAUGCGGAAGCGAAAGCGUCGACCUCAAUUGCCGCUGGCAGCGCUGGGAGCCACCGAGGAGGACACGGCAGCUGGCUCUGGCUCCGGCUCUGGCUCUGUGGCGGACUCCGGAUCGACCUACUGGCGUGGUCAUGUCGAGGACGAUGCCGAGGCACUGAGGCGACGCAAGCAGCCGUUGGUCAGGGAGCCGAUGGCAGCGCUGGAACGCGAGCGGGACAAGCAGCGGCAACGGCCGGAGCCCACCCACAUUCCAGCACCCACGCUGGAUGCCAGCGUGCAGGCGAGCAGCCAGAGCAAAGCCUAUCGCCGGCCCUACGGACAGUCCAAGAAGCAGGAGCAGGAGGCGCCUGCCAGCGGGGCUAAGCUGCAGACAUCGGUGGACCUCAAGAAUAUUCUAAAGAACUCUGGCGGCCUGAGCCUCAGUGAGAUUUUGCAGCAGAAGAAUCUCUCGCUGGACGAUCUGCUCAAGGGUAAGCAGAAUGCACUGCUUGCGCUGCAGACCACGGCCAUAGCCCCACCCUCACAGCCGCAAGGGGAAGCAGUGCAAAAGAAGCAGAGCCCACAGAGCAAGCAGGGCGUGCGGCGACUGCCGAGUGCGUAUCUGAGCAGCACCACCACCAGCAGCACCACAACCAGCCAGAGCCACAGCCACAGCCACAGCCAGGAGAGCGAGGAGGAAGAGUCUCUGAGGAUGAGAGCCAAGUUUCCCACACUGCAGCGCCUGAAGCUCUUUGGCAGCUCUUCCCGUGAGAGCAGCACCACAAGACGCAGCCAGCAGCCCACUGCGGGCAGCACUGCCAGCAGCACAGCGGCACCCGGCACCACCACACGAGUGCCGCUCUACAAGAAGAGGCAGCACAUGCGCUCCACACUGAAGCCCCCGGGGCAGUUCAAGUCUGCCAGCAGCAGCAGCAGCAGCAGCACGACAGCAGCAACCACCACAACCACAACGAGCAGCAGCAGCAGCAGCAGCCUGGAGGUGGACACGAGCACGCCCAUCAUUACGAGCACAUUGGCCAACAGCAUUGAGGAGAUUGAAGAGCAGGAGCCGGAGCAGGAGCAGGAGCAGGAGGAGCGUGAACCCGAACCCGAGCCCGAUUCGAUUGAAGUGGAGUCUGGGGAAAUCGCACAAACGGAGCCACCUCCUGCGAGCACCACCAGCAAUCCACGCUACCGACUGCGCAAUGCCAGCAGCAAGGAGAGCCAAAAGCGACUCAAGGACAACUUUAUACAGCAAAACUACGACAGGAAUGUGGUGGAGAGCAUCGAAGAUGUGCAGCUGGACGCGGUGGACGCGCGAGGCAACAGCACAGAGGCAGCAUCACCAUCAGCAGCAGCACAGCCAGGCGGCAAUGCCAGCGGGGAGCUCAACUACAACGAUGACGACCUGGAGAACUUCUUCGACGAAGUGGAGAGCCACACGCAUCACACACGAGUGCCGGCACCAGAGAGGGAAAUCGAGCCACAACCUUCUUCGGCCCAGAGUCCAAUCGAAUCAUCGCCGGCACCCGCAGAGCAGCAGCCGCAGCCGCAGCCACAAUUGACUCUGGUGGACGAUGUGGAUGAUCGCACCGAUCUGCUGGAACUAAUCGAGGAUCGACGCUCCGGCAAUCGGCUGUUCAAGGUGCUCGAGCAGCGCAACAUGACGCUGGAGGAGCUGAUCGAGCAUCGGAAGCGCGGCUCCAGCCAGCUGCAUCUGUCCACGAUCGUGAGCGGCGGCGAUGAGCAUUCGCGCUUCUAUCCCGGCCAGAAGGUGGUGCUGCAGGACAACAUGGACAUUGUGACGGCCUUUGAGAACUUUCCGCACUUCAACCUGAUGGACCUGAAGAGCGUCAAGCCCGAUGAGAUCAAGACGGACUCGCAGGGCUCCAGCUACUUCACAUCCAUCAUCGACAUUGAGCCGAACGAGAGCGAGCAGCAGCAGCAGCAGCAGCCCGGUGGGAAUCGAGGACCCGCCUAUGCACAGACCUCGUCCGCCUCGCAGGCCGGAGGAGUCUCCUUCAAGCAUCACCAACAGUCGCGGGGAGAGAAGUCGCUCGGGUUCUUCCCGUCGUGGAAGACACUGGCGCUGGCCUCGCUGGCCACGGCCACGGAGGAGCGGAAUGCCUACUUCUUGCCACCGCCGCGACUGCUGCUCGAUGGGAAUGGCAGUGCCCAGGAGGUGGACUCGGAUCCGGAUGAGCUGCUCGAGCCGAGCAGCAUCGACAUCGACCUGAGCGUCAGUCCCUACGGUGGAGCUGGAGGCGAGGACGGCAACAGGUCGCAGCUGGCCAACAGCAGGCUGCUGCCGGCGAACGACAAUGUGAUCGAUGAGAUCGAGGAGGAGGUGGCACGGGCGCACGAUCUGCUCGACCUGGAGCUAUCCGGGCCCGGCUUCCAUCGCAGUCCGGCGGCGGCGGCGGCCACCUCGGUGUCCCAGCAGCAUCUGGGCACAAUGUAUGCCAGCAUGCCGUCCGGCAUUCGGUCGGCGAUUGUGGCCAGUGCCGCCAUCGUGAUCACCGCCCUGGCCACGUUCCUUGUGAUCUUUGUGGUGUGCCGCUGGAAGCAGCAUCGCCGGCGCAAGACCAGCUAUCUGAAGACCUACAAUGCGAUGAAGAGCAAGCUGCCGCAGAUGGCACAGACGGGUGCCGCGGCCUCGCGUCGCUCCUCGAUGCGCCAGCACUUGGAGGAGCUGGUCAUUGGCUCCAGCAGAGGGGCGGCAGCAUCGGGAGGAACAGGAGCCCCAGGCAUUGGCAUUGCGAGCAUCUCGACUGCCGUCUCCUGCUGCACGCCCGUCCACCAGCUGCAGCGACAGAGCUCCCUGCUGUUCACACGCGACGGAUCGGCCACGUUGAGCACUGCCACCUCCAUGACCGCGACAGGCGGAGGUGGAGCAGCCGCAGGUGCAGCACCAUCGACAGCAGCACUGGGUGGCCGCACCCAGGCUGGCCACAGUGGCAGCUCCGGCUCCGGCGGCAGUUCAGCCUCCGCCUCGCUGGCCCUGUCGCUGCGCAGUGCACACCAGAAGCUAAACACCAUGGACCCCAAUUCGCCGGAGGUGCAGGAGUAUCUGUUCGACACGUUGCGCAAGUCGUUCGAUAACUAGGCACCAGGCUGAGGCUAUCGAUAACUGAGCGAUGAACGGCGAUGGGUUUUGCACGCACACACACACAGAUAAACAAAUCUACAGAGAGCGCGCGUAAAAGUUAGUUAAUUAAUUAGUUUAGUCUAAGAAAGAAAUGAAACCUUUUUUUUGUGUGCUCAAAUUUCGAUUAGAAUAAAUUCUGUGAGAGAAAGUAAAACUAAAGCCCUAAACUAAACGAAAGAGACACCAACAUAUGCAUAGAUGCAGAGUGCAUACAGUGCGUUUCAUAGCUGUGGGAUGCCUAAGCUCCAAGCUACCCGAAAGCCCGAUCCCAGCCGACUCCAGACUUCCCACGAUCCCUCCGCCCACACACUCAUUUCGCAUGGCCACGAAGCGCGACUGUACUUAGUGUUGUAAGCCUCUAGAGUCUAGAGUCUAGAGUCUAGAUCCAUGCUAAAAAUCCUUCAAGUUCAUACAUAAAUACACACACAUAGAACACGGCAUUCAAAUGGGUUUCUAAAGCACCAAGCGAAAAAAAAAUAGAAAAUAGAAAUAGCAAAGCAAAAGAAGAAGAAGAAGAGUCGUAGCCAAACGUAAAAUAAAAGUACAGUUGUGUUCAGACGAAUCCACAGCACAGACUCGAAGCCCGAAAACCGAAGACUAAGAGUAAAAAAAAAAACUUAUGAGGACAAUAAAUAUUAAAAGAACAAAAAAUUUAAAAGAAAAAAAACAGAAAGCAAAUUCUUUGGCACUGAGAGAAAAAA
Drosophila subobscura is the source of this 4957-nucleotide messenger RNA. Its product is annotated as serine-rich adhesin for platelets. Bases 696 to 4214 code for a protein of 1172 amino acids. Lineage: Eukaryota; Metazoa; Arthropoda; Insecta; Diptera; Drosophilidae. The transcript has 4 exons. The record is from RefSeq and is a predicted model, not a curated record.